Molecule: messenger RNA, 1662 nt
Organism: Brugia malayi
Lineage: Eukaryota; Metazoa; Nematoda; Chromadorea; Rhabditida; Onchocercidae
Exons: 10
Coding region: 1-1662 (553 amino acids)
Molecular function (GO): protein binding
Source: RefSeq, a predicted model, not a curated record
AUGGUAAUGAAAAAACGGAAGACGAAAAUAACGCAAAUGAGGCGACGAAGUAGUGCGCGAAAAAUAGUGACAAGGAAACGCAGGCGAAAAAGAAGUAUUGUGCAUAUCGAGAAUGUUGAAUUGCAGACCAUACCUUCUACCUCCUCCUUGCAAUCUUUAAAUUCAUUGCCAAAGGCGCAACUAUCUAUGCAGAAUGGUAGUAAUGGUGACGAUUUCAUUGGAGACAAUUGUUUUCCUUUUUCUGAUCUUCCUUUGAAUGUCCAGAAGAAAAUUUUGUCUUAUUUGCCCUUAAAAUGCCGUGUACGCUUGGAACGUGUAUCGAUGACGUGGAAAAGAUUAUUAAAUAUAUCUUGGCAGAAUAUUACCUUCGCAGAUAUCCCAUCGACUGUAACAAAUUCAUUUCAAAUCCGGCCAAUUGAUGAUCAUCAUGUUUGUGGUUUCUUACAGAAAUGCGGGCGUUAUUUACGUUACAUUGAUUUUUUUAUUCCGCAUGUGAAUAUUGGCAGACAUGUAUUGUUCAGUAUCUGUCAGAGAUGUGUAAACUUGCGUGAAUUACGUCUAAUAACAGAUGUAAGUGGUUGUGCAAUGACAAAUCUGCUCAAAGAGUAUAGCCAUCAGUUGGCCCAACUCCAGGCUCUCAGUAUUAGUUAUCAGGCUCAAGAUGAACUCUAUAAUGGGAUGCGUGCUGUGGCUCGUUCGAUGACAGAAUUACGUUCUUUUCGUUUGGAUUGUUAUACAAUGCCUGCAAAUGUAUCCGCUUUGUUUCCCAAUAGUCCUCAUAUGAAGAUCUAUUCGAUUUUAUUGAAACAGCCAGCUAAUGUUGGUAUCAGCAGUAGCUCGUUGACUGCAGGAUCUACUAUGCAGUAUGAAUGUAAAUAUGUUCGUCCAGAAUUUGUAAUUGAUUUCUUUGCUUACUUGGGGGAUGUGUAUCUCGAGCUUGAACAACUUGAUAUCUCAUUUGAUACCAAUUACCCGGUAAAUGAAGAGAAAAUAUUUCACAAUUUGCGUAUGAUCGGAACAACGCGUGCUUUGAAACGUUUGAACUUACGGAUUGCUGCGUUGUUGGAUAAUAGUACGGAAUGGUUUGGAACACGAGCAUUACAAGCGCUGGCCUAUUUUCCGACACUUACGCACUUAUCGCUAUGGACAUGUGCUCUACCAUUUGAUUUGCCUUAUAUUCUGGCGAAAUCACCACUAGCGAAUAACUUGACCAUGCUUCGAUUAGCUAUCGUGCGCAAUCUGUCGAAUAAUAUGUUAUGCGCCAUAUUUCGUGCAUUACCAUCGCUCACUUCAUUUACUUUAAUAUACAGUGUUGAUGGACGUUUCAUAUGCCCAGCUUGCAUUGAUGUAUUGACUUUCGUGCAGUUAUUUGAGUGUUGUCCUAGGAUAAGCGAGCUGGAGCUGCAUGAUUGUGUGACAGUGGAUGCUACACGCUUGGCCAUAGCUGCUCACUCGCAUUUUCAUAGUUCAAGCACUUCUUUAGGAAAUGGUCGUUUGAAAAUAGUGAUCAAAACAAAAGAACGUAAACGACGGCGUGACUCACUAAAUAGGCUAUUGCGCUGCUGUACAGAGAUUGAAAGCACACAAAAUACAACGAUUAUUAAUAUCUACAAAACAUGCUGCCAUUCAAAAAAGGCACCAACUAUUUCUGGACAUCGAUAA